This is a messenger RNA of Ricinus communis (castor bean), 2325 nucleotides long. Its product is annotated as inositol transporter 1. The record is from RefSeq and is a predicted model, not a curated record. The coding region runs from base 490 to 1983 and encodes 497 amino acids. Gene Ontology annotation, cellular component: membrane. Gene Ontology annotation, molecular function: myo-inositol:proton symporter activity. Lineage: Eukaryota; Viridiplantae; Streptophyta; Magnoliopsida; Malpighiales; Euphorbiaceae. The transcript is spliced from 6 exons. Gene Ontology annotation, biological process: transmembrane transport.
ACACUUUUUUGCUCUUUUGCUUUUUGUAGCGCUCUCCUCGGCUUCAGCUUUCUAAAAUCACAGCGUCUGCUGACCGCUUUCUUUCUGUCCCAGUUUUCUCGGAAGAGAAAAUCUAAAGGAAAACGAAGAAUCUGUUUUCCAGUUCCAUUUUUAGCAGCGAAAUUGAUGAAAUAGCUGCACUAUCCCAGAGAUAACGUGUUGAUUCUUUGUUCCUUUUUCAAAAAGUUUUCUCUCAAUUUAAUGCGCAUGUAUUGCUGUUGUUGUAAUAUUCAGAAUUAUUGACUGUUACAUUGAGGGGUUUCGAUUCAAAAUCAGAACAGAGAAAGAGACAUAGCUUGUUCUAGUGGCUGCUAUUAGACCGGUCAAAUUCAUUUCAGUGAGUUUAGAAUUUCCUUCAAAAUCUUGAUCGAUUGAAAUAGGGUGUUGUUUGUCUGUUUGUUGAGUGAUCGAGAUUUAGGGUUUGGUUAAAGGAAGAAAGAAGAAAGAAAGAUGACAAUAGAGUCAUUACCCGGAAGUUCAGGGUAUUUAGAUUUGUUUCCAGAGAGGAGAAUGUCAUAUUUUAGUAAUACUUAUGUUUUAAGAUUGACUGUUAUUGCUGGAAUAGGAGGUUUGCUCUUUGGUUAUGACACAGGUGUUAUUUCAGGUGCCCUUUUGUAUAUUAAAGAUGAAUUUGAGGUGGUUAAUCAAAGUAGUUUUUUACAGGAAACAAUUGUUAGUAUGGCCCUGGUAGGUGCAAUAAUAGGAGCUGCAUCAGGGGGUUGGAUCAAUGAUGCAUAUGGACGAAAGAAAGCUACACUUCUUUCUGAUAUUGUAUUUGCUGCUGGAUCGAUUGUCAUGGCAGCCGCUCCAGAUCCAUAUGUUCUUAUACUGGGUCGAUUUUUAGUUGGCCUUGGUGUGGGUGUAGCUUCGGUUACUGCUCCUGUUUAUAUUGCAGAAGCAUCUCCAUCUGAAGUCAGGGGAGGAUUAGUGAGCACUAAUGUUCUUAUGAUAACUGGUGGACAGUUUCUUUCCUAUCUAGUUAAUCUUGCUUUUACAGAGGUCCCAGGGACAUGGCGGUGGAUGCUUGGAGUUGCAGGUGUGCCAGCCGUGAUUCAGUUCUGUCUUAUGCUCUGUAUGCCAGAAUCCCCCCGUUGGCUUUUUAUGAAGGAUGAUAAAGAUAAAGCCGUUAUAAUAAUGGCUAAAAUAUAUGACCUUGCUCGAUUGGAGGAUGAAAUUGAUCACCUUGCUGCUUCUGCAGAGGAAGAAAGUCAGAAAAGGAAUACUGUUAGCUGUAUGGAUGUGUUCAAAUCAAAAGAAAUCAGACUUGCAUUUUUAGCUGGGGCUGGACUUCAGGCUUUUCAGCAAUUUACUGGCAUCAAUACAGUUAUGUACUAUAGCCCAACCAUUGUCCAGAUGGCCGGCUUCAGUUCUAAUCAAUUAGCACUUCUAUUAUCACUCAUUGUUGCAGCGAUGAAUGCUGCUGGAACUAUUCUUGGCAUUUACCUUAUUGAUCAUUUUGGGCGGACAAAGUUGGCCCUCUCAAGCUUAACUGGUGUGAUUGUGUCUCUUUUCAUCCUUGCUGGGGCAUUCUUUGGUCAGUCAUCUGAUUCUUCAAGUGGAAUCUAUGGGUGGCUUGCAGUUGUAGGGCUAGCUCUAUACAUUGCUUUCUUCGCACCUGGAAUGGGACCGGUGCCGUGGACUGUAAACUCAGAGAUAUAUCCUGAGGCAUAUCGAGGGAUUUGUGGUGGAAUGUCAGCUACUGUAAAUUGGAUAUCCAACCUGAUAGUGGCCCAAACAUUCCUUUCAGUUGCAAAUGCUGUUGGAACGGGUGCAACUUUCUUGAUUCUUGCAGGUGUGGCUAUCGCUGCAAUCGUGUUUAUUAUUCUGUUUGUGCCAGAGACGAAAGGGCUUACAUUUGUCGAAGUAGAACAAAUAUGGAAGGAGAGAGCAUGGGGCAGUAGCUAUAACACAGAGAGCCUCCUCGAGCGGGGAAAUGAGACAUGAUCAGCUUUUUAUGUGCUCAUUAAUAACAGAAUAAAAGAAUUUUAGAGGUUUUGAAGACAGGUUGUAUCUACCUAGUUUUAUGUGGGUAAAAAUGUAAAUGCAUGGACGUAUUAUGAAAUCCAGCAGCAAUAGGGUUUGUUCAGAACUUGGAGAUAGACAUGAAACUUAUGGGGCUAUCUUAGCCUUCUGCAAGUGCCAGUAGUUCUGGCCAAGCAAAGUAGGGUUCUUUUUAUGUGGCCCCUUGGAAAGGCAGUUCCUUUUAGAAUUGUCCAUUCUUUCAGUUAUUCAGUGCUAUGUAGUUAUUUGUUAUGUAUGAGUUAAGAUUUUGCAGCCAUUUGUCAA